UAAAACUUAAACUUUUCAUUCACGUAUUCCAUAUUAUCAUUCUUACAUAUGUAUAUGUCUGGCGAGAAUGUUUUAGUCUACAAAAAUGUAGUACGUUCUAACUUAACUUUAUACAUAUGUACAUACUAUGUGCAUACAUGUACAAUCACAUAUAUCUGCUUAGCGUCUUUACCAACCAUUAAAUGCACAGGUAUUUGCAGACAGGUAAAGGACAUCUAGUGUUUUGCAUUUAUGUACUUAUAUUCCUCUGCACAGUUGAAUUUAAAAUAAUCUCAACAGCACCAAAUAUGUCAAAUCUGAAGCAAAAUGUCAGCUUAAGCAUAACUGAAGAUUAUAAAGCACUACGUAAUGAUGCACAGUGGUUUUUCGAACAUAUAGAAAUCAUAGCCGAUUCAUUGGUGCAAUUUUUACCCGUUGUAAAUAAGGAAGGCAGUAGAUCCUUGACGGCGAACACAAAUAAUGCCACAUUUGUGGAGAACACACGGCUCACUCUACUGCUUGGGCUACGUCAUAUGCUUGUAGGCAUUAAGGAAAUCUCAGUUGCCUUCCAACGUCGCAUAUCUGGUGAUCAUGAGCAACAACUGCAGCAUUUAAAAACCGUCGCCCAACUGCUGCAGGAUGUCAUUCGAUUUGCUAAGCAUUGGUUUUCACUGCUCCGUAAUAGUCUUGCGGAGAUAUUUCGCUUAUACAACCACUAUAUACCGGAAGUGUUGCUGGGCAAAUGUUUUGGAAAAUACAUUACAACUGCUUACCCUGAUCGUAGCUUUUAUGAAUACCCAUUUAUUCUACUGGGUGAGGUUAUUGAUUUCGGUGUAACUUAUCUACAAAGCAUACCAAUAUACGAUUUUGCCGUUGAAAAUAUUACAACACCAUUGCCAAUAGAAGAUGUCUCAUAUGAACAGAACGAAAUUUGGCCCGAUGAUAUAGAGAAAUACUCAAGAAGUAUUGGUUCAGCAAGGGAUGAUCAUGCACAAACAACAAAUACACAACACCCAUGGCAGAAAUGUUUGAAAAUGUAUGCAGCGGAUAGUAUUUCAAGACAGUUAAAAUUAUUUUUCAUUGGAGAUUAAUAAUGAAAUCUAUUAUUAUUGGUUUUGUGUUUCCGCGUUAUUUUGGAUCUAGCAGCCUACGCAAUUUCUUUUUGUAAACAUAAACGUAAUGAU
Molecule: messenger RNA, 1163 nt
Organism: Bactrocera tryoni
Lineage: Eukaryota; Metazoa; Arthropoda; Insecta; Diptera; Tephritidae
Exons: 5
Coding region: 183-1070 (295 amino acids)
Source: RefSeq, a predicted model, not a curated record